Molecule: messenger RNA, 3365 nt
Organism: Spirodela intermedia
Lineage: Eukaryota; Viridiplantae; Streptophyta; Magnoliopsida; Alismatales; Araceae
Source: the annotation of a GenBank genome assembly
AUGCAGAAAUCCAAGACUAGGUGGGUUUCUCCGGAUUCAUUGUGCCUUCCUUUUCUGGAACUUUUUUACCCACCCGCCUUUACUUUUGCCAUUUUUCGAGUCUUUCAGCUGGUAUAUUAUCUGUAAAUCGUAGUUGCACUGGAAGGGCAUUGACUAGGGAUCUGCUCCGCAUUGGAUAUACAUUUCCGUUUUCCUUCUUGAACGUUAUACAAUAGAAAGCGAGAAUCUACGUGAGUGGUAGAUUCUAUCUAUCUGGGUUAAUGAGGUUCAGCCAACCAGGAACUGGGCAAAUUCCCGAACCGUGGAAAGUUUUCUUUUGCUUCCACGUCGGUCUCUCUAUCCCUUCCCAAAACUAAUAGUUCUGGUAGAUUGGCCUAUCUCUUUGAAUGCAGAGUUUUCUGGUUCGUCCCUUUGUGUUCAUAUUACUGUUGCCCUUUCUGUUUUUUUUUGUUUUAAUUUUUUUAUUAGAUUCUCUGGGCCAAUAUUGUAUGGAAUAUAUUCAUUUGGAAAGUUUCAAUCAGUACGGUAGAACAGAUUGAUCCAGUAUCUUCGUAAAAUUGACCUCUGAUAAUUGUAUCUAGUAUAGUGUCAUACUAAAAUUUGGUUUCCCGUUCAGCAAAUGGGUUUCUAUGAUGUGACGAUUUUUAUUAAAUUCCAUGUGAUUAUAUUUAAGUCAAUGCCCUUUGCUUGUCUCUCUUUAACGACUGCUUUGUUCAAACUGUACGUUCUUUGUGUUCAUUGAAAGAUUUUCGGCUACCAUUAAUACCUCUGGGGGAUUUUCUCAACGGCACUUGGGUAUCUCCUUAGUGCUAAUUUCCUCGAGGAUCUUAUAUAGCGCCGUUCAUGUGUAUGAUUAUUUUGCUAUAAAUGCUUUCUUAUUUCUUCUCUUUCUGGUACUCUUGGCGCAGGACUGGGUCUUCUGGCAUGCCUCAAAAGACUUCCCCUGUCACCCCUCGAUCCAAUCGUCAACCCAAGGUGGCUGGGACGGAAUCUGGUUCGUCUGGGUCGACUCCUUCUGCAGCACGGUCUCCUACCGUGAGGAGUCCGAAACCCAUUGAGAGGAAAGCUCCAAAAAGCCCAGCCUCUGAGGUACACUCUUACUUAUUUUUGCAAUUCAAGCUUUUUGGUGUAAUAUGUGCACCGUGUUUAUAGAUCUGUGAGCUCAAUUCCGAUUUUUUUCUUGCUCAAGUUUGAAACUUUCCCUCUCAACUGUCUUCUUAAUAUGUCCGUCUGGAACUCUGUAUCAUGCUUCUAUAACAAAUUCCAUUUUUUUUAUGCUGAAUUUAGUGGCGUUUCUUAUGACUCGUACUCUUUCAUGUUGAUCUCUUGAAACAUUAUUUCCUGUUAUUAACUCGUGUUGGAUUUCUAUCUUGCAAUUCUAGAAAAAACCUGCAAGUAGGGUGUCGAAGUUAGAAUCUCAGCUGACCCAGGUGCAAGAAGAUCUGAAGAAGACGAAGGAGCUGUUAAACUCAUCAGAGUCAUCCAAGAUACGAGCACUGGAGGAAGCCGAUGAGGCCAAGAAGCAGUUCCUAGCCAUGGCUGCAGAUCUCGAAGACACCAAGCGGCAGCUGUUGGAGCUUUCCCGUUCUGAGGUUGCCAGUGCCCAGGAGCUCCAAGUGCCAUCUCAGAACAAUGACCAAGCAUUAGAGUCUGAGCCCAAGUCUCCCAAGGAGCAAGACCCAUUCGAUCCAGCUGCUGUUGGCUGCGCCGUUCAUGAAAUCGAGAAUCUUCAGCUGCAGAUUGAAAUGGCCGUAGAAUCUGAGGCGGCUCAGUCUAUGCAAGCACAACUUGCGCAUUCAGAGCUGCAGAUGCUGAAAAGAGACGUGGUGGAGACAACCUCGCUAGUGGGGACUCUCAAGGCUGAGCUAAAUGGCUAUGAGAAGUCAGAAGCAGAUUACCAGGAACUGGUCAGCGAGACCCAACUCCAGCUACAGGUCGCCAACUCUACCAUCCAAACACUGCAUUCUGAUGGUCUCAAAAUCGUGGGAGCUUUCAAGGCUGUGUGUUCUGAUUUAGAGGCGUCCAAAUCCCAGAUAAACUCCCUUGAGAACGUGGUGAGUGCUCUACAGUCAGAGGUGGAGAACCUGAAGUCGUCGUUGGAAGCGUCUGAGCUCAAACUGAAAGAAGAGCAGAUUAACAGCACGGUGCAGAUCUGUUCUGCUGAGGAAACUGUGAGCGCUCUGAAGGGGGAGGUGGAGCGAUUGAGAUCUUCUCUAGUUGAGGGCACGCUAGAGGAGGCACAGACGAAAACGCUGGCAGAGACUGAGCGUCCGAGGAUUGAUUCUGGUCUAAAGGAAGAUAAACUGGAGUCAACGGUGGAUGAAGCCAAUGCAAGGAUUGCAGAAUUGAAGGCACAUUUAGCUGAAAAGGAGGAGGAAUUGUGCAAAGUUUCGGAUCUGAACGAGACGCUGAGGCGAGAAGUGGAGAAGGUUGGGUCCACCACUCCGACGGAAUGUGGAUUGGAGUCAAAGCUGAAGUCGUCUGAUGAAGAUAUUUCUGAAAUGAGGUCAACUCUUGCCCUGUUGAGGGCGGAUUUGACCGACAGGGAGAACGAGUUGCAGAGGCUUUCGAAUCUAAAUGAGUCACUGAAGGAAGAAAUUGAGAAGCUGAGACCAGCUUCAGCAGAACCUGGUUUGGAAACGAAGUCGGUGGAAGAGGUCGACGAAGUGAAGUCAAAGCUUGCCGAUUUGAGGACAAGCCUGACCGAGAAGGAAACCCAGCUGCAAGAUGUGUUGGAUGCAAAUGAGAGGCUGAAGGAAGAGGUUCGGAAGUUGACGGAGAACCAGACGGAAUCUGAGUUGGAAUCAAAAGGGAAGGCAUCCGUGUCUGAAAUUGCAGAGUUGAAGGAGAAUCUCAUGGAUAAGGAGACCGAGUUGCAGAGCAUUUCCGAGGAGAACAAGGUCCUGAGGGCGGAAAUGCGGAAGAAGGAAGGGGAAAUGCUGAAGACCCAUGAAUCAGCCCAAGUUGAGCUCGAGGCCGCGAAGGCCUCUCAACAGGACGCCAUGACGAAGCUGGGACAUGCGGCUGAGGAAGCAGAUAAGAGUAGCCAGAGGGCCGCCAAGAUGGGCGAACAGCUGGACGCGGUCCGGGCUACGAACUCAGAAAUGGAGGCCGAGUUGAAGAGGCUCAGGAUUCAGACAGAUCAGUGGAGGAAGGCCGCUGAGGCCGCAGCAGCAAUCCUCAACACCGGAAGCAACGGAAAGCUGAGCGAGAAGAGCGGGUCGAUCGAUUCGGAGUACCUCAACUUUGGUGGAAAGCUCUUGAGCUCUCCGUACUCGGACGAGAUGGACGAGGAAGCCACAAAGACGAAGAAGAACACCGUGCUGAAGAAGAUCGGAAUCCUUUGGAAGAAGGGCCAGAAGUAG